AUGGCUUCUGAGAAGGUUGAGACUGUUGUUGCAGGGAACUACCUAGAAAUGGAGAGGGAAGAGGAAGGGUCUAAGUCUACAACUGGCAAACUAUCUAGGCUAUUUUGGCAUGGUGGCUCUGUGUAUGAUGCAUGGUUUAGCUGUGCUUCUAAUCAGGUUGCACAAGUGCUACUGACACUACCAUAUUCCUUUUCACAACUGGGGAUGUUAUCUGGUAUCAUAUUUCAGCUUUUUUAUGGACUGAUGGGAAGCUGGACUGCUUACCUUAUCAGUGUCCUUUAUGUUGAGUACAGAACCAGGAAGGAGAGAGAAAAAGUUGAUUUUAGAAACCAUGUUAUUCAGUGGUUUGAAGUGCUUGAUGGACUUUUGGGCAAACACUGGAGGAAUCUUGGUCUUUUUUUCAACUGUACUUUCCUGCUGUUUGGAUCAGUAAUUCAACUAAUUGCUUGUGCAAGUAACAUAUACUACAUAAAUGACAAUUUGGACAAGAGAACUUGGACUUACAUCUUUGGCGCAUGCUGUGCAACAACGGUGUUUAUCCCUUCUUUCCACAAUUACAGAAUCUGGUCAUUCUUAGGCCUCAUGAUGACCACUUAUACUGCAUGGUAUAUGACCGUAGCUUCCCUUACCAACGGCCAGGUCGAGGGGGUGACGCACUCAGGGCCAACCAAAUUGGUUCUCUACUUCACUGGAGCGACCAACAUUCUCUAUACUUUCGGUGGACAUGCUGUUACAGUGGAAAUUAUGCAUGCAAUGUGGAAGCCACAGAAGUUCAAGAUGAUAUAUCUGAUCGCAACCCUAUAUGUGCUGACCCUAACUUUGCCAUCAGCAGCUGCAGUUUAUUGGGCAUUUGGGGAUCAGCUUCUUACCCAUUCUAAUGCCCUUUCAUUGCUUCCAAAGACAGGCUUCAGAGACACCGCUGUCAUUCUCAUGCUCAUUCAUCAGUUCAUUACUUUUGGAUUUGCUUGCACUCCUUUAUACUUCGUGUGGGAGAAAUUCAUUGGGGUGCAUGAGACCAAGAGUUUGUUAAAAAGGGCGUUGGCUAGACUUCCUGUUGUGAUUCCAAUAUGGUUCCUGGCAAUCAUAUUCCCUUUCUUUGGUCCCAUUAACUCAACUGUUGGAUCUCUUCUUGUCAGCUUCACUGUUUACAUAAUUCCUGCCUUGGCUCACAUGGUGACCUUUGCUUCAGCACCGGCUAGGGAGAAUGCUGUGGAGAGACCACCAUCAAGGUUAGGAGGUUGGGUAGGAUUGUACUCCAUGAACGUGUUUGUGGUGGUAUGGGUUUUGGUGGUAGGAUUUGGGUUGGGAGGAUGGGCAAGCAUGAUUAAUUUCAUCCGCCAAAUUGACACGUUUGGGCUAUUUGCUAAGUGCUAUCAGUGUCCUCCUCACAAGGCUUAA
Messenger RNA from Sphenostylis stenocarpa, 1398 nucleotides. The record is from the annotation of a GenBank genome assembly. Lineage: Eukaryota; Viridiplantae; Streptophyta; Magnoliopsida; Fabales; Fabaceae.